This is a messenger RNA of Talpa occidentalis (Iberian mole), 2300 nucleotides long. It is a transcript of the gene UVSSA, whose product is annotated as UV stimulated scaffold protein A. The record is from RefSeq and is a predicted model, not a curated record. Gene Ontology annotation, molecular function: RNA polymerase II complex binding. The transcript is spliced from 14 exons. Gene Ontology annotation, biological process: transcription-coupled nucleotide-excision repair; response to UV. Lineage: Eukaryota; Metazoa; Chordata; Mammalia; Eulipotyphla; Talpidae. The coding region runs from base 315 to 2285 and encodes 656 amino acids. Gene Ontology annotation, cellular component: chromosome.
GCUGUGUCCCACACAGUGAGCGUCGUGGGGGUGCGCCCCAGAGAGAGCGCCCUGGGCUGCCCACUCGCUUUCUGCCCCACAAAGCCAACCGCCAGCCAACCUUCCCCCGUGGCCGCACCUUCCUGGACACCCGAUCCCCUGCACGCUGCACCUGCCUCCAGGUGGCCCAGGCGGGAGCUCGGGCGCACCUGGAAGACAGGGCCGCAACUCCCUGUGGGGGCCUGUAUGGGGCUGCGUGCUCUGCGAUGAAGUGGGGCCGCCCUGUGACUUUGCCCGGCUGAGGGGCGCCCCGUUACUGCUGCUCUCUCCCAGACAUGGAUCAGAAACUCUCCAGGUUGGUGGAAGAGCUCACGACUUCAGGGGAGCCCCAGCUGGACCCCGAGAAGAUGAAGGAACUGAAGAAGAUUUGCAAGUCUUCCGAGGAGCAGCUCAGCCGCACCUACCACCUGCUGCGGGCCCAGCUGGGCCGGGAGCACGCCCAGGUCCGCCUCUCCGCCUUCCAGGUGCUGGAGCAGCUCUUCUCCAGGUCGCACCACUUCAGGGUGCUAGUGGUGUCCGGCUUCCAGGAGCUCCUGGAGCUCACGCUGGGCACUGAGCACGAGCAGCCCCUGCCACCCCCGCGGGAAGCAGCCCAGCGGCUGAGGCAGGCUGCCCUGCAGGCCAUCAGAGGCUGGGCCCAGAAGUACGGAGCCGCCUACAAGAAGCUGGCCUUGGGCGUCCACUUCCUGCAGCACAGCAAGCAGGUGGACUUUCAGGAUGUCAGCGCCAGGACCCCGGCAGGCCGGCGGCGUGAGGAGGAGAAGCGGAAGCGCCUGGACAGGAUCUAUGGGCGGCGGGCUGAGCAGGCCGCCAGGGAGAUGGAGGAGGCGUCCGAGGAGAUCCAGCGCUGCCUCACUGAGCUGGACAGCUGCUUCGACCUGCUGGUGCCCUUCUACCCGGCGCCCGGCGUGCCCGAGGGGGGCGCCCCAGACCUCAGGGGUGAGGAGCAGCCCUGCUGCAGCAAGUCCCUGCCGGCCUGGGCCCCUGCGGGGGAGAUGGCAGGAGAGGAGCAGGAGGAGCAGGAGGAGCAGCAGGAGCACGGCGAGCAGGACGGGUUCAUGCGCUGCCAUGGGCUGGGCUCCCGCCAGUACACGCUGUGCCUGGAUCUCUCCGCAGACAGCCUGUGGGUGCGGGAAGACGAGGACAAUGCCGCCAUCCUGCACUCCGCACGCGACGCGCUCAAGCUCAUCCAGGACAAGUUCCUGCCGGCUGUGCGCUCCUGGGUCCAGCUGUUCACCCGCGCAGGGGCACAGGGGGGCUCCUUGGAGGGCGCUGUGCGCCUGAAGGCAGAGCUGGAGCGCGCGCUGAGGAGGGGCAAGGAGCUGGCCAUCGGGCCGCGGGGGGCGCGCAGCCCGGAGCCGGCAGCCCCGGGGGACGAGGACGAGGAGGAGGACGACUUUGUGGAGGUGCCGGAGAAGGAGGGCUACGAGGCCUGCGUCCUGGAGCCCCUGCGGCCCCAGUCCGGGCUGGAGCCGGGCCCGGCCCCGCAGGGCUCCCCGGUGCGGAGAGACGGGGAGUCGUCCGACCCUGCCUCUGCUGAGGCCCAGCUGCCCCUGCCCCCCAGGGUGCCCGUGGGCCAGGAGGAAGCUGAGCGGCUGGCGGAAGAGCGGGCACGGGCGCCCGUGGUGCCCUUCGGGCUGGACCUGUGCUACUGGGGCCAGGAGCCGCCCGCCGGGGAGAUGGUCAAGUCCGAAUCUCAGCACCGCUUCUGGAGGCCCAGCGAGGUGGACACGGAGGUGGACGGCGUCUGCGCGUCGGAGCCAUGGAGCCGCCGCAUCCCCUUCCCGGGGACCUUCGAGCCCGUGCAGCACCGCUGUGGCGCCCUGAGGCCCGACGGCCGGCUGUGUCCCCGCCAGGACCGGCUGAAGUGCCCCUUCCACGGGAAGAUCGUGCCCAGAGACGAGGCCGGGCAUCCCCUCCACGCGGAGGACAGGGCCCGGGAGCAGCAGCGGCAGCGGCAGAGCCCCGCGGGGCAGCCCGACUGGAAGGACCCCGAGCUGAUGAGAGACGUGGAGGCGGCCACGGGAGUGGACCUGGGCUCCUCCCGGUGCAGCCGAGGCCGAGGCCAGAGGCGGCGGCACCCGGGCCUCGUGGACCUGAGGCGGCAGGCCGACACCGCCCGCGCGCGCAUCGCCAAGAAGAUCUUCGCCAAGGCGGCCGUGCGGAGGGCAGCCAGGGCCAUGAGCCGGGUGGACCAGAAGAGGCACGAGAAGUUCGCCCACCAGUUCAACUACGCGCUGAGCUAGGGGGACGGUGCCAUG